Molecule: messenger RNA, 1131 nt
Organism: Folsomia candida
Lineage: Eukaryota; Metazoa; Arthropoda; Collembola; Entomobryomorpha; Isotomidae
Product: tyramine receptor 1
Exons: 2
Coding region: 68-1075 (335 amino acids)
Biological process (GO): chemical synaptic transmission; G protein-coupled receptor signaling pathway, coupled to cyclic nucleotide second messenger
Cellular component (GO): dendrite; membrane
Molecular function (GO): neurotransmitter receptor activity; G protein-coupled serotonin receptor activity
Source: RefSeq, a predicted model, not a curated record
CAUGUAAUUUAAUUCCAACUUCUGUCAAACACACACUACUCAACAUUACCAAAAAUCUCUCGAACACAUGGGUGACGUAGCUUUCAAGAUUUUCCUCCUCCUCGUCUCCCUCCCCCUCGUCACUCUCACCAUCGUGGGAAACCUGCUCGUCAUUUUGGGCUACAUUUUCCACACCCCCCUCCGCACCCCGUCCAACGCCUACCUCGUCUCCCUCGCGUCCGCCGACCUGCUCACCGGCCUGCUCGCCUUUCCCCCCACGAUUCACUACUCCUACGUCCAAAUGUGGAUCUGGGGGCUGCCCACCUGUCGCUUCUGGCUCGUCCUGUGUUUCGCCAUGUAUUCCAUAACAGCCUUCCACCUCGUCGCCAUUGCCAUCGACCGGUAUCGCACCGUGACCGAGGGAAUCACCUACAUUCAGCGGAAGUCGAUGCGGUCAGUGAGGGAGAAGUUGGUGCUGAUUUGGACCAUCGGUUUGUGGGUGACCAUUCCAGUGAUUCUCGAUUGGGAACACAUCUCCAAAGACCCCACGGCAGAGAAGCACUGCGUCUCUAGGAAGAUUCCAUACUGGGUGGCGCAUUAUUGUGGGGCCUCGUUCUGGUUUCCGGCUAUUUUUAUGGGAAGGAUUUACUACCAAGUGUACACGGAGAUUAAAGGAAAGUUGAGAAAUAAAAGGGACACGUUGGCAGGGAAGGAAUUUUCCGGUGUGACAGAGUCCUCUUCAGAUGGUGCGAUCGGAAAUCCGAAAUUGGGCCAGUUUUCUGUAUCAACUUCUUUCGAAAAUGGACAUCAGACUAACCCUAUUGCUGACACGGGGAAGGCAAACUUGAUCGCUCGAGAGAGGCGAACUGCUCAAACCGUGGUCAUAAUUUCUGGAGCGUUCAUAUUUUGUUGGCUACCAUGGAAUGCACUUUCUCUUUAUGACGUCUUGUCAUUCGGUGGGGUCAAACCGUCCCCGUAUUUGUACAUGUUUUCGGCUAUUUUCGGCCUGGCUAAUUCAUGCAUUAAUCCAAUCGUGUAUGCAGCAAGGAUGCCAGAAUUUAGGACAGUAUUUAAGAAAAUGUUGAGAAUAAAGUAAAUAAGAAUUGAAUGCCCGAGCUGUGAUUAAUAAACGUAAUGCAACGUAAAAUCGUG